AGAGGGCACAAUCUCCAUGAAAACCCUUUUUCUACGACUCGUACCCACAAGGAAUCAGCGAUUCCUCGUUCAGUCCUCGCAACAUAUAAGCUACCCAAUACUUUAGUCCUUUUUAUCUCAAGCUUUCUCUUCAAGCACACCCAUCUCUACAAGGGUUUUGGUGGUUCCGCCAGAACUUUGAUUGUGUCAAUGGCGGGAGGUGGUUCUACUGCCAAGUCGAACUCUACAACCAGCGUUCGGAUCGUUGUUGCCGGUGACCAUGGCACCGGUAAGUCCAGCUUGAUCAUCACCGCUGCUGCGGAGGCUUUUCCGGCAAAUGUCCCUCCGGUGUUGCCUCCUACCAGGUUGCCGGAGGAUAUGUUCCCUGACCGUGUCCCCGUUACAGUCAUUGAUACGUCUUCCAGUUUGGAGAAUAGAGGUAAACUUGCUGAUGAACUGAAGAGAGCAGAUGCAGUUGUUCUUACCUAUGCGUGUGACCAGCCUUCGACACUUGAACGGUUGAGUACGUUCUGGCUUCCUGAACUUCGACGGUUAGAGGUAAAGGUUCCUGUUAUAGUGGCAGGUUGUAAGUUGGAUCUAAGGGACGAGCAACAAGCAGUCAGUCUGGAGCAGGUGAUGUCACCUAUAAUGCAACAGUUUCGGGAGAUUGAAACUUGUAUUGAAUGUUCAGCAUACAAACAUAUUCAGAUCCCAGAGGUGUUCUACUAUGCCCAGAAGGCGGUGCUUCAUCCAACAGCCCCACUAUUCGAUCAGGAGGCACAAACUUUGAAACCCAGAUGUGUCAGGGCUUUAAAGAGAAUAUUUAUUCUAUGUGAUCAUGAUAGAGAUGGUGCUCUAAGUGAUGCAGAGUUGAAUGAUUUCCAGGUCAAAUGUUUUAAUGCUCCACUGCAACCCUCGGAAAUAGUGGGUGUAAAAAGAGUUGUACAAGAAAAACUGCCUGAAGGAGUCCAUGAGAAUGGCCUUACAUUAACAGGCUUCCUUUUCCUUCAUGCACUAUUUAUUGAAAAAGGUCGUCUAGAGACAACAUGGACAGUCCUAAGAAAAUUUGGUUACAACAAUGAUAUAAGGCUUGGCGAUGAUCAGCUGCUUUCUCCAAUUAAAAGAACUCCUGAUCAGAGUGUGGAGCUGACAAGUGAAGCUGUGGAAUUCCUCAGAGGUGUUUUCUCCUUGUUUGACAUCGAUGGUGAUGGGGCUCUUAAUGCACAUGAGCUUGAGGAUGUUUUUUCUACUGCACCAGAAAGCCCUUGGAGUGAAGCGCCAUAUGUGAAUGCGGCAGAGAAAAAUGCAUUGGGAGGGUUAUCACUUGACGGUUUUUUGGCAGAGUGGGCUCUUAUGACACUUCUAGAUCCAGUUCUUAGUGUUGAGAACCUCAUAUACAUUGGAUAUGCUGGUGAUCCUUCUUCUGCAGUAAGAGUUACUCGGAGAAGACGCGUUGACCGCAAGAAGCAACACUCAGACCGAAAUGUCUUCCAGUGCUUCGUUUUUGGACCAAAAGAAGCGGGAAAGUCGUCGUUGUUGCAUUCUUUUGUUGGAAGACAGUUUUCUGAAGUAUAUACACCAACCACCGAGGAGCGAUAUACAGUUAAUAUUGUUGAUCAGCCUGGUGGAACAAAGAAGACUUUGAUUUUGCGCGAGAUACCUGAGGAUGCUAUUGGAAACUUUCUGAGUCAUAAGGAUGCUUUGGCAAUGUGUGAUAUAGCAGUUUUUGUCCAUGACAGUUCGAACGAGUCUUCGUGGUUAAGAGCAACAGAAUUGCUUGUUCAAGUUGCGAGUCAAGGGGAAUCUACUGGGUAUGAGGUUCCUUGCCUCAUUGUUGCAGCUAAAGACGACCUUGAUCCUUAUCCAACUGCAAUACAAGAUUCAACAAGGGUUAGUCAGGAUAUGGGAAUAGAGGCUCCGAUACCUAUAAGUGCAAAGUUGGGUGACUUUAAUAACAUAUUUCGGAGAAUCGUUAGAGCAGCAGAACACCCUCAUUUAAGCAUUCCUGAGACGGAAGCUGGGAAAACUCGAAAACAGUAUCACAGGCUUCUUAACCGUUCCCUAAUGGUUGUUUCAGUGGGAGCCGCAGUCGCGAUUGUUGGGCUAGCUGCGUACCGUGUUUAUGCUACAAGGAAGAAUGCCUCAUCUUGAAAGCACUGUUUUGAAGGAUCCAAACUUUGUUUUCUUACAUUUUAUUAUAUAUAUAUUUUUUCUGUUUUGUUAAGUGCGUGUAAAGGACGUGUUGCUAGCUUUGUUUGUGACGGUCGUCCUAAUGCGUUACCCGUGCUUCUACCAGUAAUUUAAGAAAAAAGCAAAUUGGUACUCU
Messenger RNA from Cynara cardunculus var. scolymus (artichoke), 2305 nucleotides. RefSeq names its product mitochondrial Rho GTPase 1-like. NCBI's taxonomy places the organism in Eukaryota, Viridiplantae, Streptophyta, Magnoliopsida, Asterales, Asteraceae. Gene Ontology annotation, biological process: small GTPase-mediated signal transduction; mitochondrion organization. The record is from RefSeq and is a predicted model, not a curated record. The transcript is spliced from 14 exons. Gene Ontology annotation, molecular function: GTPase activity; GTP binding; calcium ion binding. Bases 190 to 2130 code for a protein of 646 amino acids. Gene Ontology annotation, cellular component: mitochondrial outer membrane.